GGGACUGCCACCACCCUCACAGACAUCCAUGGUUCAUUGCCCACUAGGCUCCUGCUUGCCCCAGCAUCCUCUGCGCAGCCACGCAGAAGCCGGGUGCCCCUGGGAGCCUGGCUAUCAUGCCAUCUCUUCUCCCCGUCUCCUUCCUUCUCUUCCUUACCUUAGUAGGAGGCAGGCCCCAGAAGCCCUUACUGGUGGAGGUAGAAGAGGGAGGCAAUGCUGUGCUGUCAUGCCUCCGGGACCCCUCACCUGCCUCUUCUGAGAAGCUGGCCUGGUAUCGAGGUAACCAAUCAACACCCUUCCUGGAGCUGAACCCCGGGUCCCCUGGCCUGGGUCUGCAUGUGGGGCCCCUGGGCAUCUUGCUAGUGAUUGUUAAUGUCUCGGACCAUAUGGGAGGCUUCUACCUGUGCCAGAAGAGUUCCCCUUUCAAGGACAUCUGGCAGCCUGCCUGGACAGUAAACGUGGAGGAUAGUGGGGAGCUGUUCCGGUGGAAUGUUUCAGACUUGGGGGAGCUGGACUGUGACCUAGGGAACAGAACCUCUGGGAGCCACAGGUCCACUUCUGGUUCCCAGCUAUAUGUGUGGGCUAAAGACCAACCUAAUGUCUGGGGAACAAAGCCUGUGUGUGCCCCACGGAGGAGCAGUCUGAAUCAGAGUCUAAUCAACCAAGAUCUCACUGUGACCCCUGGCUCCACACUUUGGCUGUCCUGUGGGGUACCCCCUGUCCCAUUGGCCAAAGGCUCCAUCUCCUGGGCCCAAGUGCAUCCUAAGAGGCUUAACGUUUCAUUACUGAGCCUAAGCCUUGGGGGAGAGCACCCAGUCAGAGAGAUGUGGGUUUGGGGGUCUCUUCUGCUACUGCCCCAAGCCACAGCUUUAGAUGAAGGUACCUAUUAUUGUCUCCAAGGAGGCCAGACCAUCGAGAUGCAUGUGAAGGUCAUUGCAAGGUCAGCAGUGUGGCUCUGGCUGUUGCGGACUGGUGGAUGGAUAGUCCCAGUUGUGACUUUAGUAUAUGUCAGCUUCUGCAUGGUUUCUCUUGUGGCUUUUCUCUACUUUCGAAGAGCCUUUAUUCUGAAGAGGAAAAGAAAGCGAAUGACCGACCCCGCUAGGAGAUUCUUCAAAGUGACGCCUCCCUCAGGAAACGGGACCCAGAACCAGUAUGGGAAUGUGCUUUCCCUUCCUACAUCCACCUCCGGCCAGGCCCAUGCUCAGCGUUGGGCUGCUAGCCUAGGGAGUGGCCCUGGGUCCUAUGGAAAUCCACGCAUUGAAGUCCAGGAUGUUGGAGCUCAGAGCCAUGAAACAGGACUGGAAGAAGAAGGGGAGGCCUAUGAAGAGCCAGACAGUGAGGAGGGCUCUGAAUUCUAUGAGAACGACUCCAAUCUUGGGCAGGACCAGCUAUCCCAGGAUGGGAGUGGCUAUGAGAAUCCUGAGGAUGAGCCCAUAGGGCGAGAGGAGGAAGACUCCUUCUCCAAUGCUGAAUCUUAUGAAAAUGCAGAUGAGGAGCUGGCCCAACCGGUCGGCAGGAUGAUGGACUUCCUGAGCCCCCAUGGGUCUGCAUGGGACCCCAGCCGGGAAGCAUCUUCGCUUGCAGGGUCCCAGUCCUAUGAAGAUAUGAGGGGGAUCCUGUAUGCAGCUCCUCAGCUCCAUUCAACGCGGUCUGGUCCCAGUCAUGAGGAAGAUGCAGACUCUUACGAAAACAUGGAUAAGUCUGAUGACCAAGAACCAGCAUGGGGAGGAGAGGGACACAAGGGGGCUUGGGGUACCACAUGACUCCCAAGUGACUAGGUGAGCUGGAUACUGCCCCUGGGAGAGGGGAGGAAGAGGGAGAUAAACAAGGAUGGUAAUGCAGCUCUGGCUCCCGGGGAGAGAAAGGGUUUCCUGGGUCCCGUGAACGGGGCCUAGACUUCUUCCCAUACUUGUUUGUUUGUUUGUUUGUUUGUUUAUGUAGCCUGGACUUCCUUAGAUCUCAAGAACCACAUCUGACUCUGAAAUCUGGAGAUCCCAAGCAGAUGGUGUCAGUCAGUCCUAAACAAGUCAAUCACCUUGUUUAGGAUGUGCGUAUGCAGACACACACACUCACACGCAUACAUAAGCAAAGCUUCCUUCUAACCCUUUUUGCUUUCCCCAAAUAAACUCAAUUAGCCACUCAACUUCUCUGAAGCAAGCCCUUGUGUGGGAGAAGAAGGAACGAUGGGGCUGAAUCCAGCCCUGAAUCACCCACAGGAAGAAGAGCUGAGGUCUGAGUACAUCCUGGUCCUAGCCUUCCCGUGGCCUGGCAUUUAGCCACUAACAUCCAAUGAUGCAAAUAUGUUCAGCCACUACUCCACAGUGUCGCACAAGGAAGGGACAGUGAUGGGACUGGCAGUCUGUUUGGUUGGAACUCCUUCUCACCCCUGCACAAACUGGGAAACCCUGUCUGCCCUUCUCUUCACCCUGCCUGCUUCAGGCUAACAGGUCCCCCUCACUUCCUCCGGCAACCCACCUCAGUGCCUAUCCAGGGUUCACCUUCUGUGGACACCAUCCCGGCUCUGAGCUUAGUAUCAUCACCCCUUGUCUAAGACCUAUAAAACCCCCUUACCUUAGUCCAGGUGUGCCAUUUCCCUGCCCCCUCCCCUGUCCUUGGGAACCCGUGAAUCUACUCAAGAGCUGCUCUCAAUAAAUAUGCCUUUAUACUUCUCAA
Messenger RNA from Grammomys surdaster, 2673 nucleotides. It is a transcript of the gene Cd19, whose product is annotated as CD19 molecule. The coding region runs from base 117 to 1763 and encodes 548 amino acids. Gene Ontology annotation, biological process: regulation of B cell activation; B cell proliferation involved in immune response; B cell receptor signaling pathway. NCBI's taxonomy places the organism in Eukaryota, Metazoa, Chordata, Mammalia, Rodentia, Muridae. The record is from RefSeq and is a predicted model, not a curated record. Gene Ontology annotation, cellular component: external side of plasma membrane. The transcript is spliced from 14 exons.